UUAAGAGGCUUAAAUGACAAUACAAAGACUGUGGACUGAUCUUUUGCAAUGACACAGCAUCUUUAUUCUUAGAGACAAGGAGAAUAUAUAGGUUCAUCAUAAAGAUGACCUCAAGAAAUGCUGGUUACAAUAUACAAUUUUAAACUGUUUGUAUUGCUUAAGGAUACAGCAAAGUAUGUGCCGAUAGUUUAGUUAAUUCGGGGUUUAAUUAUGCAUUUCACAUGCCCAAGCGUUCUAGAAUGAAUUAGAAGGCAAUGCUAGCUUUUUUCCUUAUGUUUUCACUUGUAACAUAAGCCGUCAAUGAUUGGCCACGAAUAUAUAACUCGCAAAUAACACCAAAUAACACUUUUUUAAAACAACAAGUAUGCUAAGACUUUUGUCAAGAAUGCCAAUAUAAAAAAAUAAACAUGUUUUGUCUUGAAGAACGUGUGUUAUCUUUAUAAAACAGAACGGACUAGGCGUUCUAAGGAACAAACCUCUGGACACGAGUGCUGUUGUUAGGACGCCACUGAGUUGUUAAGUUAAGGCCCCCUUAGUGACAGGAGUGAAUGAGGACAUAAACACAUCGCCUGUUCAAAUUUAUCUCACUUCGGUCAACUUAUCUCUUGUAAGUCGUACGUUUAUCAAGCGAUUAAAAUGUAAAAAUAAUAAAACAAUAUUAGUGAAUAUUUAAAAAUAUGCAAAUCAAAGUAUGUUAUUUAAUUUUGCAGUAACUUUUAUAAGGGCUUCUAUUUGUGAGCCACCGCGUUGCUAGGCGCUUUUUGUUUUUGUUCGUCUGGACAGCAGCGCACUUCGAACAAAAGUUUGUUCUACAUUUACUAUGUAACGCUAAUUGUAUUGCUGUUCAGAGAGAGGUUGUUUUUGAUGAAAGUUUCUUGUACUAGUACUAUAGCCAACUUUAGCUUCGGGAGUAUGGGUCGUUAAAUAGACAUUGUUUUGCAAUUGUCUUACGCCUCGCAUUAUUAAGUCGAUCUCGGAAAAAAAAAACAUACACUAGCUAGCUUAGCCUAGUUUGCCAUGCUUUCCUUAUAUUUUUCAAUUGCGAAACAAGCCAUGGGGAGAAAACUGCCUAAAUGAUAUGCGUACGUGUGUCCACUUUAUACUGACUUGUACUAGCUUUUUACCUGAAAAGACACCGGACUGUUCCUCUGGGCCAAGGCUUCCUCGCUGAUGAUGGAUCAGUACCAUAUUUUGGAGGUUAUCGGGGAAGCAUUCGGCCGAGUGUACAAAGGCCGCAGGAAGUUUAGCGGCCAGGUCGUGGCUCUGAAGUUCAUUCCCAAAGUUGGCCGCUCAGAGAAGGACCUGCGCAGUUUGAAAAGAGAGAUUGACAUCAUGAGGGGGCUUAAGCAUCCCAACAUAGUGCUGCUUUUAGACAGCUUUGAGACAGAGAGGGAGGUGGUGGUGGUGACUGAGUAUGCAGAGGGUGAGCUGUUUCAGAUCCUGGAGGAUGAUGGGAGUUUACCUGAGAAUCAGGUGCAUGAAAUAGCCUGCCAGCUUGUUUCUGCCCUGUAUUAUCUGCAUUCCCAUCGCAUUUUGCACCGUGACAUGAAACCACAAAACAUCCUGCUGGGAAAAGGAGGAGUAGUAAAGCUCUGUGACUUUGGAUUUGCUCGUGCCAUGAGUGUGUCCACCCUGGUGUUGACCUCUAUUAAGGGGACGCCUCUAUACAUGUCUCCGGAAUUAGUGGAAGAGAAACCUUAUGACCACUCAGCUGACCUUUGGUCUCUGGGCUGCAUCCUCUAUGAGCUCCACACGGGGGCGCCUCCGUUCUACACCAACUCUAUCUUUCAGCUGGUGCAGCUUAUAGUGAGAGAUCCAGUGAAAUGGCCAGAGAACAUGAGCCAAGACUGCUUGAGUUUUCUGAAGGGAUUGCUAAUGAAAGACCCAGAGAAGAGGUUGUCAUGGCCUGACCUGCUUCAUCACCCUUUUGUUGCAGAUGGAGUUUUGAUGGUGUCAGAUGAGGUUUCAAGCAACCCCCUGACAGUCCCACCCAGCCCCGACCUACAGGCCCUGAAACACCAGCAGGCUGCUGAGAAAACAACGGCACGCAGCGGAGAGGGAAAACUACUGCGCAAAGCUAGAGAGCUUCGGGAGAAAGAGAAGAUUAAAAGACGGGAGAUUGAGAGUGGAAGUGCUGUGCGCGCCAGUCAGACACGCUGUAAGACAGCUUCUGCUGGAGGAGCCCCCACCACUAGCCACUCAUUGGGCAGCACCUUUUCAGUGUAUCAAAAUUCAUCUCAGCCAGCAACCAAUCAGCAUCAAGCAAAUGACAACAGUGUUACCAGAGUGCGGUCAGCUCCACAUAAAGGCCAGAUCAGUAGAGACUAUGAGAGGGAGUUCCCUUCGGUUGAGGUGGGACCCCGGAAGGUCCUGAAACGCCCUGGACACGCACGGACAAGUCUGGCUUCUGUCAGGAUGGACAGUGAGGAACAAGAUAUCGACAGUGAUUCUGAGUGGCAACGAUUGAUUGAAUUAAGUGAUCAGGGCCUUGUAAACACUUCCAUUCUUCAAAGGUUAAAGACCAAGUUGCUUGUAACCAAAAACCAGCUAUUGGUCAGGAAGGGUGAAGAGGCCUCUUCUAUUCUCCAGCCACUAACGAUCCUCAGGAACAUUGUUCAGAGCUGUCAGUCUGGUGAUGUUGAAACACUGGGCAAAGAGUUGGAACUGCCUCAUCUACUGUUCAGUCUGAUUGAAGACAUCCUGAACAUUCCAGAUCUAAUGCAGGAGUCACAGGGUGAGACAGUAUUGGGAAAUCUGAUGAAUGUGCUCAUAAUGUACCUGGAAAAGAGCCCAGGCUGGGAGAUAAAGGGGAGAAGAGCUGAGGAUCUCUGUCAGCUAUUUAUAUCGGUAUUUCUCUGUCGAGACCCAAAGCGUUCAGCGCUUUUGGCAACAGCAGUCUUAACCUUGUUCACUCGCCGUGGUAUAUCUGUGAAUGUCAGUAUGGAAAGGCUUUCAGCCUUUUUGGGGAAUAUUUUGACAGACACAGCAGAGGCACAUAACCCCUUACCUGCAGGUUGGGGCAUGUGUGAUGGCCUUCUGUCACUGAUUCUCCACAGACUAUCUGAGUGUGAAAGCAGCCUACUGCUCGACUUUAAGGACUCAGAGCUUUGGCUCUGCUUGUGGGCUAAAGUGAACACCACUCUGGAAAACACAACAUCCCAGAGUUGCCAUUUCUCUCCUAACGGUCUGUAUGUGUUCCUUUCACUCGCUUUAUUGGUUUUCUCCAGCGAUCCGUAUAACUGUAUGGCUCUCCUGUCAGAUAACUCCACAAACUGCUCCUCUGCCCUCAGCCACCUUCUCACCACCAGUUGCAGCGCUUCAUUGCUUGAGCGCGGUCUUUUCUGGGGUGACUCAGAAAUAAACAGCCUAUCAGUGAUGAGCUGUCAUCUUCUCUCCAUCCCCUUCUCUCUGGAGUUACCCCUAGAAAAACUUCUUUCUGUUCUCCGAUCGUAUCAAAGCUCAAAUAUUGUGGCCGGUCUAGUUAAGAUGAUUCAAACUCUUCCCGUUGCCCUGCUGGAGCUUCCGUUGUGUCUUCUGAAUCGUCUGCUGGUAUCUGACCCACAGCACACUGCUCCAUGCCUUAUCACUGCAGCCCAGGCCUCCGCUUUCCUCCCUUACAGCACAGAAGGCUCAGACAAUGGAGCAGACCACACUCAGAAUCAACUUAACCACUUUGGGAAUGGUGUGGAGCGAAUUAAGAGCAAUGGAAUCGCAAAGAAAACCAAGAUAGAUCAUAUCAAAGGUGACAUCAAAUCAAAGAAGAAGUUAGAGAGGCUCAAAGGCAACAUAGAUGCAUCUAAGGAAAAAAAUGAUUCCAUAAAGAUGCAAUACCAGCCGUCCAGAAACAAGAGUGAGAAAAUCAGAGAGGUCCAACCAAAAACCAAAAUAUAUCCACAGAACACCAUGGAACAACUAAGAGAUAAAAUAGAGCAGCAGAGCAGUUGUAUAGAGGAGCUCAUGGACAGUUUGGAGAUCCAUGGCGGUUCUGCAGGACGUCUCCAAGACCUCUCACCUCAGCCAGGGAGCAGCAUCAGCUGGCUUAUAGACAGUCUGGAGGAAUUAAGAAGUUGUGAUCACCCCAAGAUCCCCACGGCUAAAAUUCGAUCCUCACCAGAAGAGGUCAGAACAGCAUGUUCUCUGUUGGCUGUUCUGCUACAAAGUGAAUUUCUCAGUGGGUGCGCAGUGGAACUCCUUAUCCUUCUCUCCCAACUAACACGUCAUCUCACCCAACAAUCUUCCUUCUUUCUUCCUGUUGAAACCACCCAACUGCGGUGUGCAUUGCGCCACCGCAAUGACGGAAUCAGAGCGGCCUGCUGUGGCUUACUGGGCCACCUGGGCUCAGGUGUCAGGCAGGUCAUUGGUGAAUCAAAGUUGGACUUAUUCCAAGAUCUGUUAGGUUGCUUGUGUGAUCCUGCUCCGUCCGUUCGUAGGACAGCCUGCAAGGCUGUGGGAAACUGGCUGAGUGUAAUGGGAAAAACCGAUCUAACUCUUUCUAAUAAAGGUUUCAAGAAUACGACUGAAGAUAAUGCCUUGUCAGGACAAGACAAAUUGAGGAGGACACCAGCAAUGGAAGGCAUCAGACAUAGUGAGAGAGACGUAUGGAUAGAGCUCGCCAUAGGAGCUGCCCGUCCCCUCGUGUCUCUGCUGUCAGAUGCUGAUAAUGUCAUUCGACAGCACUGCUGUGGGGCUUUGGCUAACCUGGCUGCGUUUGGCGGAGGGGAUGGAGCACUUCUCAAUGCAGAUGCUCCAGGCAUGAUUCUCCAAACUGCCUGUAAUGAUUCCCAUCAUGCAGUGCGACGGGUGGCUGUGGCCACUCUGCGUGUGUUUAGCCAACAAAACACAUUACUGCAGGCUCUGAGGUCUCUAGAUGCAGGAAGAAAACUCGGUCGCACAUCCCAAAGCUCUUUAUUUCAGAGGGAUUAUCAAUGGCUUGUCAGCAAGUUGGACGGGUCGGUUGAAGGAAAAACAUAAACAUCAGCCUCAUAGUUUGUGUAAGAGAGAGGAUGGAAUUUUACAUUAUUCAAAUAUGGAUUGCUGGCUGCAUAAGCUUUCUUUUUGUCUAUAUUUAUUUGAUCUGUGAUCAAAAGAGUUUGACUACGUAUUCUGAGAAAAAGGCAGUAACUCGAACAUCCUCCAAAAAUAAACAUUAUAUCUUACAUUUAAAUGUACAUUUAGAUAUAUUUCAAUUGUAAGGUUUUUUAUUAUUAUUAUUCAGCGAAUGUUUGCAUUUUUGAUUCACACACGUAGCUUAUAUUUAAGACUGUUAAGAUUGUUUGCUCUUUUUUUCUGUAUAUAAUAACAAAACUGCACUUGUAUUUAUAUGAUGUGACUAUUUUGCAGCCUUAAUUGUUUGUAUUUAUUAUUUCCUAUUAUUUUAUAUAAAUUUAGCCCAGCUCAAAAAAUAAAUUGUAUCUAUGUAUCGAGAAAAAAAAAAAAAAAAAUCGGUGUUUAAAGGAUAUAUUGUAAUGAUGUAAAUGUAAGUCUUUGCGGGGGAUAAAAUUGAUAUUCGGAUAUCAUUAGUUACAUUCUUAUUUUUAUGUCUCCAUUUAUACAAAUCCUUAAAUAAAUGAAACAGAAUUUCA
This is a messenger RNA of Onychostoma macrolepis, 5582 nucleotides long. It is a transcript of the gene stk36, whose product is annotated as serine/threonine kinase 36 (fused homolog, Drosophila). Gene Ontology annotation, cellular component: cytoplasm. Gene Ontology annotation, biological process: protein phosphorylation. Lineage: Eukaryota; Metazoa; Chordata; Actinopteri; Cypriniformes; Cyprinidae. Gene Ontology annotation, molecular function: ATP binding; protein kinase activity; protein binding. The record is from RefSeq and is a predicted model, not a curated record.